AUGCGCGCCUCUUGGCUCAUCGCUUCUACUCUCGCGGCCUUUGCCGCCGCCGAUGCUAGCUCAACCGUCGUCAGCUACUUCGCCGCCUCAAUCACCGCCGAUGUCGACAUCUCCAAGUACACCAGCAUCGCAGCUUCAGUCUACGCCAUCGACCGCACCGCUACAACAUACGACGUCCGCUGCCAAAGCGGCGUAGCCAAGUCGCUCUGCGCAAUCGACAGCCAGACUCCCUGGAGACUCAUCCAGGGUCCGGAGACAUAUAGCUUCUCGGCCUUCGAGAAGAUCAACACUGACGGCGGUGUUGCCGAUGUUCUCGCCACCGUUGCGUGCUCAUUCACCCACACCUCGCAAUCUGUCUCUUGCGAUCAGAGCAUCUCCUUCGAUGUCUCGUAUAAUGGUGUCUCUACUGCUUAUAGCACCCAUGUACCUAGCACGACUAUUGACGCGGAUUCAGUUAGCUAUGCUCCCCUUACCGUUACUGCUGGUCUGCAGGCUUUCAGUGCUGGUGCUACUGCUACUGCGGCUGUGACUGUUCACUCAGAUGCUGCACAGCCUAUGAUUACUGCUGCGCCUUUGGCUAUGGCUUUUGCUGCUGCCGCUGCUGCUUUGUUCUAG
Penicillium odoratum is the source of this 615-nucleotide messenger RNA. RefSeq lists its product as uncharacterized. The transcript has a single exon. The record is from RefSeq and is a predicted model, not a curated record. Bases 1 to 615 code for a protein of 204 amino acids. NCBI's taxonomy places the organism in Eukaryota, Fungi, Ascomycota, Eurotiomycetes, Eurotiales, Aspergillaceae.